AUGAUCUCUGAUAUGGAUAAAAUCAUUGUGACACUGGCAAUUGGAGAAUUUCUUAUUGGGAUGUUGGAGAAUGGGUUCAUUGGACUGGUAAACUGUUCUGAAUGGGUCAAGAACCAAGAGAUCUCCUUAGUUGAUUUUAUCCUCACCUGCUUGGCUAUCUCCAGAAUUCUUCAGCAGUUAGUGUUAUUGUUUGACACAUUUAUACUAGUCGUAUAUCCCUAUAUUCUUGCCAGUUACAGACUUGGAAAAAUUUUUAGCUCACUUUGGAGAAUGAUGAAUCACUUAACUACCUGGCUUUCCACAUGCGUAAGCAUUAUAUACUUCCUUAAGAUAGCCCACUUUUCCCAUUCUCUUUUCCUCUGGUUCAAGUGGAGAACAAACAGGGUGAUUCUCAUGGUUUUUAUAUGUUCUUUGUCAUUACUGACUUUUGAUUUUCUGUUGCUAGAAACAUUCAAUGAUUUCUGGUUGAAUGUCUAUAUGGUAGACAGAAGUAAUUUUACUUUCUAUUCAGGUAAAACUAAACUGUUCUAUGUUAAAAGCCUAAUUCUUCUGACCUUGACCUAUUUUGUCCCCACUGUUCUGUCUUUGAUCUCAUUGCUUCUUUUAUUUCUAUCUUUGUUGAGACACACCAAGAAUCUGCAGCUCAAUGCUAUGGGCUCUAGUGAUCUCUGCACAGAGGCUCAUAAAAGAGCCAUGAAAAUGGUGCUUUCUUUCCUUCUCUUCAUUACAAUUCACUCUGUCUUCACACAAAUAGGAAACUGGAUGUUCUUUGAGCUCCAGGACCACAUAAUUGUUAAGCUCACUCUGUUGGCAUUAUCCUUCUUUCCCACAGGCCACUCAUUUAUUCUGAUUCUAGGAAACAGUAAACUUAGACAGACAGCCUUGAGGUUACUGUGCAUCCUUAAACCACCUGAAAAAAGCUUAUAUAUUAGCUUCAUAGACAGACUUUCUGGAAUCCUUCCUAAGAGAUUAAUGAAGAAGAUUUGA
Molecule: messenger RNA, 987 nt
Organism: Elephantulus edwardii (Cape elephant shrew)
Lineage: Eukaryota; Metazoa; Chordata; Mammalia; Macroscelidea; Macroscelididae
Product: taste receptor type 2 member 42-like
Exons: 1
Coding region: 1-987 (328 amino acids)
Biological process (GO): sensory perception of taste; G protein-coupled receptor signaling pathway; detection of chemical stimulus involved in sensory perception of bitter taste
Cellular component (GO): membrane
Molecular function (GO): G protein-coupled receptor activity
Source: RefSeq, a predicted model, not a curated record